Messenger RNA from Tachyglossus aculeatus (Australian echidna), 2349 nucleotides. It is a transcript of the gene GLOD4, whose product is annotated as glyoxalase domain containing 4. NCBI's taxonomy places the organism in Eukaryota, Metazoa, Chordata, Mammalia, Monotremata, Tachyglossidae. The transcript is spliced from 9 exons. The record is from RefSeq and is a predicted model, not a curated record. Bases 44 to 943 code for a protein of 299 amino acids.
GUCAUCGGGGCGGGGCGGCCGGAGGAGCGGGGAAGAAGGAGGCAUGGCGACCGUGAGGCGGGCCUUGCAUUUCGUCUUCAAAGUGGGCAACCGGCCCCUCACGGCGCGCUUCUACCGGGACCUGCUCGGAAUGAAGAUUCUGCGGCACGAGGAGUUUGAGGAGGGCUGCAAAGCAGCCUGUAACGGGCCUUAUGAUGGGAAGUGGAGUAAGACAAUGGUAGGCUAUGGGCCAGAAGACGAUCACUUUGUGGCAGAACUCACUUACAAUUAUGGCAUCGGCAACUAUAAGCUUGGGAACGACUUCAUGGGCCUCACCCUGGUGUCGAGUCAGGCCGUCAGCAACGCCCGGAGACUGGAGUGGCCACUCAGGGAGGUCUCAGAUGGGGUUUUUGAAGCUGAAGCCCCGGGAGGAUACAAAUUUUAUCUGCAAGACAGUGAGCAGCCUGAGGCGGACCCUGUGCUAAAAGUCACCCUGGGGGUGUCCAACCUGCAGAACUCCCUCAAUUACUGGGCCAACCUGCUGGGAAUGAAAGUUUACGAGAAGGAUGAUGACGAGCAAAGGGCUUUGCUGGGCUACGCAGACAACCAGUGUAAACUGGAGCUGCGGGGCAUCACGGGGCCGGUGGAUCACGGCACCGCUUUCGGGAGGAUCGCCUUCUCUUGCCCAAAGGACCAGUUACCAAAUAUUGAAGCCGUGAUGAAAAAGGAGAAUCAGAAGAUUCUAACUCCUCUAGUGAGUCUGGAUACGCCAGGAAAAGCCACCGUGCAAGUGGUUAUUCUGGCGGACCCCGACGGACAUGAAAUCUGCUUUGUGGGGGACGAAGCGUUUCGAGAGCUUUCCAGGGUGGAUCCCGGUGGAAGUCAACUGUUGGAUGACGCAAUGGCAGCAGACAAAAGUGAAGAAUGGUUUGCAAAAAACAAAAUGCAGAAGGCUUCCGCUUAGUGGCAGAUGGCCCAGGUGGACAAUUGCGCCUUAAUUCUGAACCUGGCUGAGCACCUGUGAGGCUUACAUUUUCCAUCCAUGACGUGGUCGCGUUCUGUUGUACCUUCAGGGUAGAUCGUUACAAUAAUGCGUGAUUAGGUGAUAAUUCCAUUCCAGCGCUUUAAAAAUCAGGGUUCCUUCAAAUCCCCAGGAGCUCGUGGUCCCCAAGCAUGAGAGGCUGUCGCUAAGGGAGGUGUAGAUUCUGUGGUCAUUCUUGGGUUUGGGACAAGAAAACCGAUGCACUGCAGAGGGGAAAUUGAAUUGAGGACUUAGUCUGCAGGAAUGUUAUUCUUGCCUGGAGGUGGCAAGAAUCUUUGGAUACAGCAGGUGUCGUGUCCAAGGUUUUGGAAUUGAAAUACCCAAUGUCUGGUCUCCCAGAGGGUCCCAUAUUCAAUCUUGCACAGUUAAUGAAACCACUGAAACCCCUGCAACCCAAAGCUGCUGAUGAACAGAAGGACUGUGAGCGAUUCAAGAGAAUAAAGUACUGGCCUUCCACCCAGGUGAAGCAUGGGAGGAGGUAAAAUAUGAACUCUUGUGCUUUCAGAUUAUUUGGAGCUGUCUCCUGCCCUGGCUUUAAAAACCAGAGUUUUUAAAGAUGGGUGGCCCAAAAACCGCUGAAAGAAUUCCCUGUUAGCCCUGUAAAGUAUUUCUGAUGGGGCAUAAGGCUUUUUCGUGUCAUAGACAUGUACACAGCUUAAAAGCAAGCACCUUUGAAUAUCAGGCGGGCAGGGUGUUGGGCGUGUAAAGCGGGUUUCCUCGGACAUGUACCCAGUCUGGAGAAGAGGCCUGGGUUCAGGGUGGAAAUGGCCCCUUGAUGGAAUAGAUCUAAAAGGAUAAAACCGGCCCCCGUUACCACAGACCCAUCCUUGAACUCUCCCUCCUCCCUCUCCCAGGGGGGAGUGGUAGAUUACAAGGACAAACUACACUAAUCCUUCUAAAAGUGAGUUAGUUACAAGACUCACAGUCCAGCAUCUUCUCAUUUUAACCAUAGAGAAAAGAGUUUUCACUCUGAUUUACAUCGAUGACAAACAAGAGCUGCAAAAUCUGGCAGCCUAAACUGCAUUAAUAACUCGGGAACUGAGAGAUUCAAAAUUAGUGUUCCUCUCAUUCCCAAACUGAUGGGCAUUGCUUCCUUGUUAUUGGGAGGGGGUCUGCAUUUCUUUCUCCACAGAAUUGGUUCUAGUGUUUGCUAACAGGUGCAGAAUUACUAAGCGUGAGCACAAAGCAAGUGGCCUCCUUAUCUGUCUCCCCGGUUCUUUCUGUAACCUGUAAAUUCUUCAUCUUUGAUGGGAUUAUGACUCUCAUUUCAUUCCAAAAGUUUUGUUCUAAAAUUUCAGAAUAAAGUCAUUUGUACCACAUAAUGUUUU